UAUAGCAUCCUAACUUAGCAGAAGAAUGUGUUCAAGAAGCAGAAGUGGUGCUGAGGUUCAUUCUGAAAGUCCUAGCUGUUCAGUAUUGUGGCGAACACGUGGUCACUGGGUGAAGUGACCUGUCAGAUAAUAUAAAUUUGGAAACUUCCUUGCAAGACAUCUGCUUUGCAUUCAUCGCUUGACAAUGUUGGUAUUUUCAGAAACUCUCUGAACUCAAGAGACAUUUCCCCACCAGAUGAACAUUUGCUUCUGUAGUUCCCCAUCUACUUUCACGGAACAAGGACACUUAACAUGGCUGUCAUUCUGUAUGGCACUGUGAGUUUAUUUAUUGGAAUGACAAUAGCAUUUGGUCCAGUGCCUCGGAUCACUUGGGACCACAAAGAAAUACAUCUAGUACAUUUUCAAGAGCCAAAAACGUUCAACUACUCAACUUUAUUACUAAGUGAAGACAAAGACAUUUUAUAUGUGGGAGCUAGAGAAAUAAUUUUUGCGCUAAGUUCAUUAAACAUUUCUGAAAAAAAGCAAGAGGUGUUGUGGAAAGUCACUGAAGACAAGAAAACUAAGUGUGCGGAAAAGGGCAAAUCUAAACAGACAGAGUGCCUUAACUAUGUUCGUGUCUUACAACAACUGAAUGAUACUUUCCUUUAUGUGUGUGGAACAAAUGCAUUUCAGCCAGUCUGUGAUUAUCUGAAUCUGUUAUCAUUUGAACUUGGGGGUAGAAAUGAAGAUGGUAAAGGAAGAUGUCCAUUUGAUCCUGCACAAAGUUAUACAUCAGUUAUGGUGGAUGGGGAACUUUAUGCUGGAACGUCUUACAAUUUCUUGGGAAGUGAACCUAUUAUCUUUAGAAACUCACAGCAAAGUCCACUAAGGACUGAAUAUGCAAUUCCUUGGCUCAAUGAACCAAAUUUCAUUUUUGCUGAUGUGAUAAGAGCUGAUCCAGACAAUGCAAAUGACGAUGAUGACAAAAUAUACUUUUUUUUCACGGAGGUGUCUGUGGAAUAUGAAUUUCUUGGCAAGCUGAUGAUUCCAAGGAUAGCUAGAGUCUGUAAGAGGGACCAAGGCGGACUUCGGACUUUACAAAAAAAAUGGACUUCCUAUCUCAAGGCCAGGAUGCUUUGCUCUGCGCCGGAUAAGAAUUUAAUUUUCAAUAUAGUGAAUGAUGUCUUUAUCCUGAAGUCUCCAAGCCUGAGGGAGCCAGUAAUUUAUGGGGUUUUCUCACCGCAGUUAAACAAUGUAGGCCUAUCUGCUGUGUGUGCCUACAACAUUUCUACAGUGGAGGAUGUUUUUGCCAAAGGGAAAUAUAUGCAAAGUGCCACAGUUGAACAGUCCCACACAAAGUGGGUGCGAUACAAUGGAGAGAUUCCAAGACCCCGGCCUGGAGCGUGCAUAAACAAGGAGGCCGGAGCAGAUGGUUACCUGAGCACACUCAGCUUACCUGAUAAAACGCUACAGUUUGUUAAAGACCAUCCUCUGAUGGAUGAUUCUGUGACCCCAAUAGGAGACAGACCCAGACUGAUAAAAAGGGAUGUGAAGUAUACACAGAUUGUGGUGGACCGAGUCAGAGCACUGAAUGGCACUAUGUAUGAUGUCAUGUUCAUCAGUACAGAUCGAGGAGCCCUUCACAAAGCUAUCAGCUAUGAGAAUGGAAUGCAUAUUAUUGAAGAAAUCCAGCUCUUUCCAAAUUUUGAGCCCAUUCAGACACUGCUGCUUUCUUCCAAAAAGGGCAAUCAGUUCCUCUAUGCAGGGUCCAAUGCUGGGGUUGUGCAGUCCCCUCUAGCCUUUUGUGACAAGUACAGCACCUGUGUUGACUGUGUCUUGGCAAGAGAUCCAUACUGUGCUUGGGAUCCCCAAGAAUCUGUCUGUGUCAGCCUUGGAGACAGUGAGACUGAAAGGGACUGGAUUCAGAAUAUAGGUGGAGAUGCUUCCUCUUGCCCUGAUAAAAUAAAAGAGCAUUCUCUGCAGCACACUUACAAGCAUGGGAGUACUGCAGAGCUAAAAUGUUCUCAGAAGUCCAACCUGGCCCAGGUGGUUUGGAAAUUCAGAGAUGAUGUACUAAAGGUUGAAAGCCCCAAAUACCGUCUCCUGGAGAAAGCACUACUUAUCUUCAAUUUGUCUGAGGGAGACAGUGGCGUUUAUCAGUGCCUGUCGGAAGAAAAAGUGAAGAAUCAGAAGUUCUCACAGGUUUUGGCCAAGCAUGUUUUGGAACUGAAGAAACUCCAGCACACCACUGUGAACCCAGUCCAGCCAACAACACGGGUGGAAGGAAAUGGAAGAGCGCCAAGAAAGUCAGUUGUCUUUACCCAGGGUCAUCUUUUCACCACUCCAGCUGCAGCGGUCACAACAUCCAGGAUAGUAACAAAUCCCAUCAUCCCCAUCCUGACAAGUACUGCCUCUGAUGAACUCUUGAACUCUGUUGCUGAGGUUCCUGCAAGGACAAUGUUUCUGAAGUCAAAUGAUAAUUGCCUUUUGAUGUUUCUUUUUCUGUUCUUCUUUGUACUGUUCCUAUGUCUGUUCUCAUACAACUGUUACAAAGGAUAUUUACCAGACCAAUGUUUGAAGUUCCGCUCUGCUUUAUUACUUGGAAAGAAGAAGCCCAAGGCAGAUUUUUCUGAUUGUGAGCAAAGUGUGAAGGAGACGCUGGUAGAGCCUGGCAGUCUCCUGACCCAAAGUGGAGAACAGCCAAAGCCGUCACAUGACACAGGUUAUGAGACGGAAGCAGACUACGUCAAUGGCCACGUUCAACAUGAUGAGGAUCAUUCACAGUCUUACAAAGAAGUCAAGGACAAACCUUUUGAUGUGAAGUGUGAACUGAAAUUUGCUGACUCGGAUGCUGAGGGGGAUUAAAAGAACAUCUUCAACAUCCAUAAUAAAAGUACUGUCAUUCUGACACUUUAUUUUUGAAUGGUUUAAAUGUGAUAAUGGGGACAGAAAGGGCUAUGUAUUCUCAGUUUUAUCACUGACACCUUGUCAUUUCACACCUGGUUAGAGACAAAUCUUGCAUUUUCUGAAAACCAUUCUGUUACACAUUUGUCUUGUUUUCUUUUCUUUUAAAUGGCCAGUUUCCGUUUCAUGUUGUGAAUCUUUGUGCUUGUUUCUAAUGAUAAUUUAACACUUUCACAUACUGACUGUUUUAAUUGAUUCCUUUUUGUCUUAGAAGGCAAAAUUUUGCAGAGCCAUGCCAAAAAAGAAUUUAAGUAGCUCCAGUCUGCACAUAUUUAACUGCCAUUAAAAAAAUCUAAUUUCAGUUUAAUUCCAAAUUGGAAAUGAUGUUUAGUUUAUCAGAUUGGUAAAUUAUAGCCUUUUUGUCCAGAUUGGGACAUUUCUUUGCAUCUAGUGAAUCUUAAUGCUCCGUGUAAAUGCAUUAAUUGUAUUUGGUAGCUUUAGCUGGCAAAAGAAAUGUUGGAUCUUUCCAAAACUAUUUGUGUAUCUUUUUAGACUGUGUUGUAUAUUGGGAUAAAUCUGGUUAGAGUUGCAUAAUGUUCUCAGGGAUAAACUUGGGUUAAAUGUUUUUGUUUUUCUGUAUAAAAAUGUAGAUAUAGUAAUCAAUUGGAUGUUUAAUGUUCAUUUUGGGGUUGUGGGGAACUUAGAGUGAUUUUCAAGAAGUUGGACACUGCCAUGUUAACUAGAUUUUAUGGAUUUAUUUUAAGAUUUUUAAAUGGAUUAGUGGGAAAACUGUAAUCCCUGAACCACAUCAAUGUGAGAGAGAUGUGUUGUGUGGAUACAAUGCAGAAUUUGUCAAACGUUUGUUGACCCUCCCAUAAAAGACUGUUGGAGAUUUACUCUUUUUCACAGUUGGAAGGUGAUCAGGUAAAAGGAAGUUUUUCCUUUUCAUUACCAGUGUUGCCAAAUGUUUUCAUGUCACAACGUUCACCAACAUUUUUGAAAAGCAGCUGGAAAAGGAAAACAGACACUGGAAGAAGAACUGCCCUAAUCUCUGCUGGGAUUCAGAUGUCCUAAGUGUGGUUCACAACAGCACUAUUUGUCUGUAGAACUGGUUUGUGCUGUACAGUUUUAAAUAGUUGUAUCUCACUGUCUGCAUUUUGCUAACUGUAAAUAUGGUUUAUAGAGAUAGUGAAUUUUUGUUGUUGAGUAUGCAGUUUGUCCGAAACUCUUCCCUCCCCCACCCACCAGUUAAAACAGUCUGUGACCCAUUGUAGACCAUCUUAGUUUAAACAGUUUUU
Gekko japonicus is the source of this 4181-nucleotide messenger RNA. It is a transcript of the gene SEMA4D, whose product is annotated as semaphorin 4D. Bases 292 to 2844 code for a protein of 850 amino acids. Gene Ontology annotation, biological process: negative chemotaxis; axon guidance; positive regulation of GTPase activity. Lineage: Eukaryota; Metazoa; Chordata; Lepidosauria; Squamata; Gekkonidae. The record is from RefSeq and is a predicted model, not a curated record. Gene Ontology annotation, molecular function: semaphorin receptor binding; chemorepellent activity. The transcript is spliced from 14 exons.